Molecule: messenger RNA, 738 nt
Organism: Pestalotiopsis fici W106-1
Lineage: Eukaryota; Fungi; Ascomycota; Sordariomycetes; Amphisphaeriales; Sporocadaceae
Exons: 1
Coding region: 1-738 (245 amino acids)
Source: RefSeq, a predicted model, not a curated record
AUGUCGGCACCGAGCUCCCAACCGCCGUCACAACAGCAGCCGCCGGCGCAACCACAACAGGGGCAGCUCGCAACCGCUCCAUCGCCCUCGUCACAGCAGUCGCCCUACAAGAACCCGCUUCUUCACACGGCCGCCUUGAUAUGCACGCCGGUAGCCUUUCUGGGCCUUGCCCUUCCGCCGAGGCGACUCGACUUCCGGGCCCUGCUCCUAGGUACCUCGGCCAUCUGGGGCGUCUCCCAACUCAAGUACGAUUACACAGGGCACUCGAUGCUGCACAAAUGGUUCGUAAGCGAUCCUUCGCAGGCGGCCUCGACAGGUGGACUAGGCAGUAAUCUCCCAAGCGAGCGGGCUGGCGAGGUGCAACGCAUGAUUCGUGAGGAAAAGGCCAGACGUGAGCGGGCUCGGGAGCUCUUGGCAUCAGGCAUGAGCGAGCAGGACGUGAAGCGCGUGCAGGAGUUGGAAAGGAGAAAAGCAGCCGCCAAUGGUGGUCAACAGCCACAGCAACCAACUAGCGGGGAGGAUGGCGAGAAAAGAGGCACUCUCGAAUCCAUAUGGAUGGGCGACGCGGACAAGGACUGGAAGGAGAAGAGGGCCAAGCGAGAGCAGGAGGCCCUGGCUGAGGGCGGUGACGGCAUCUGGGGUCUAAUCACGGAACAAAUCUCAGACGUCUUUAACCGGGGUGAGAGAAAGGCCCAGGAGAAGGCGAAAAAGGUUGAGGGCGAGGAGAAGAAGUCUUGA